AGAAAAAGGCGCAGAAUUAGACGUGUACAACGGCUCCCUUCGGUUUCGGAGGGAGGGCUUUUAGGCUUUUCCUUUGCUUUGACCGAAACGGGGUUUCCGUUCAGCUCAAGGAGUUCCGAUCCAAAGGAGAAAAAGUCUCUCUGUUCUCAGAUUUACGCUUCUCCCUUAAUCGCCAUUUUUUCUCUUCUCUUCUACAUUUUCCCUUUUCCCUUCUUUUCCCACUAAUUACGUUUCAAAUUCACGUAAAUUUCUUUCUUUUUUUUUGGAUUAUUUUAGGGUUAUCUUGGUUUGAAUUUGAGUUUCUGUGCGUUUAAAUGUUGUGAAUGAGCGGCAUUGCUGAAAUUGAUGAGUGGUGCACAGGCUGCUGAUCGUUUGAUUUUGUGAACUGUUUGGGAUGUGGUUUUUUUAAUUUCCGAGAGCUCAGAGGAUUAUUAUGGCUACCAAAAAGGAUGAAUCAACUUUGCUACAGCAGAAAAUGGCUAGCAAAAAGGAAGAGCCGUCUCAAGCACACCAGAAAAUGGAAGAGCCAUCUCAAGCUCAACAGAGGAUGAUGCCCAAAAGGGAUGAGCGGGAGCCAUCACAAGGAAAUCAGGGAGAUGCAUCAACUGCUGCAGCUCCUCCAGGUCCAGCCAGUCCAACGGAUAAUCUGAAUUCUCGUAGUGGCAACUCAGCAAACAGCUCUUCCCCCAUUGUUUUAAAGAGUGGGCCACUUUUUCUAUCAUCAAAAGGAAUUGGAUGGACAUCAUGGAAGAAAAGGUGGUUUAUUUUGACACAUACUUCGCUGGUUUUCUUCAGAAGUGAUCCUAAUGCUGUUUCUCAGAAGGGGAAUGAAGUGAAUUUAACUCUUGGUGGUAUUGAUCUCAACAAUUCAGGCAGUGUGGUUGUCAAAGCUGACAAAAAACUCAUAACCGUACUAUUUCAAGAUGGCCGCGAUGGACGAACCUUCACACUCAAGGCUGAAACUUUGGACGAUUUGUACGAGUGGAAGGCUGCACUUGAGAAAGCUUUGUCACAAGCACCAAGUUCUGCUCUUUCAGCGGGACAAAAUGGCAUCUUUGGGAAUGAUCAGGCAGAAGCAGUUGAUGGUUCUAAGGAACCGGUGAAUGAUAAACAGCCUGUGAGAUCCUCUGUCUUACACAGACCAAUUUUACUUGCACUGGAAGAUGUUGAUGGAGCUCCAACAUUUUUGGAGAAGGCCCUGAGAUUUGUAGAAGAGCAUGGAGUCAAAGUAGAAGGGAUCUUACGGCAGGCUGCAGAUGUUGAAGAUGUUGAGCGCAGAAUUCGGGAAUAUGAACAGGGAAAAAUUGAGUUUUCUCCCGACGAGGAUGCACAUGUCAUUGCUGACUGUGUCAAGUAUGUAAUUCGAGAGUUGCCUUCUUCUCCUGUCCCUGCAUCAUGCUGCAAUGCGCUACUAGAAGCAUGCCGAACCGAGCACAGUGCUAGAGUCAAUGCUAUGCGUAUGGCAGUAUUGGAUACGUUUCCUGAGCCCAACCGUCGCUUAUUACAGAGAAUUCUAAAUAUGAUGCAAAUUGUGGCUUCUCAUAAAAAUGAAAAUCGAAUGAGCUCUUCAGCUGUUGCAGCAUGCAUGGCACCCUUGCUUCUUCGCCCGCUUCUAUCCGGCGACUGUGAGAUUGAAAGCGAUUUUGAUGUGGGUGGUGAUGGCUCAAUGCAACUGCUGCAAGCUGCUGCUGCAGCCAAUCAUGCUCAAGCCAUUUGUAUAACACUACUGGAAGAGUAUGAUAAAAUAUUUGGGGAAGGUUGUGUUUCCCAUGAUAUGUACUCUGACUCAGAAGAGAGUGGAAGUGGAAGUGAGGAGGAAGCUGAUGAUGAUGAGUCUGAUGAAGAUGAUGAAGAUUAUGAAGACGAUGAAUGUGAUGACGAAUCACAAGAGUCUGAUGAGGAUGAUGACUAUGCAGAAAGUGGAACAGGCAGCGAGGGUGGUCAUUCUGUUAAAAGUGAUGAUAAGGAUUAUGAUUCUUCGAGCUCUAGUUCUGAGUCCUCUAAAUCUGGUAAUUAUGUCCAAGCCACCAAGAAAAAAUCAAGUCCACUUCAUCCAAAUGAUGGGUCAAAGAGGAAGGAAGAUAACCGAAUUAGUAAAAGUUCAGAAACUGAGACCAAUAAGCCAGCUGAGCUGUCAAAAGGUGUUCAUGGAGUAACCAAGUUGGAGGAUACAUCAACUCGUCAGAAUUCAAUCACAUCCGCCUCAAAACCCCCAGCUGUUGGAAAUGGACCUGGCCUCAAUGUUAGGCAAGGAACUAUGUGGAGGAGUAGUGGAAGCAAGAAACUAUCUAUGGAUUCCAUUGAUUAUCCAAUUGAAGAAGAGGCUGCGGUUGAGUCACUUGAGGCUGAAAAAUUGGACUUGCAAAAGAGACUCACAGAAGAGAUUGAAAGUAAUACCAUUCUUGAAGCCAACUUGGAGAAACGAAAGAAGGCACUGCAUGAGCAACGUCUAGCUCUUGAGAAGGAGGUUGCAAGGUUAGAGGAAGAGCUUCAAAGGGCGAGAGAAAAGAGGACAGCUCUGGAAGCAGGACUUAACCCAUCUCAAGGACCCACAUCUCUCCCAGAGAAGAUUGACGAAAAGACAAAAGAAGAUCUCAAGGACAUAGCUCGGUCAGAGGCAGACGUAAGAAAUUUGAACAAAAGGGUUAAUGAGCUGGGGACACAGCUUAAUCAACAGCCUGAGCAAAAGUCUGUUUCCAUGAGUGACUCAUGCACUCAACGUGAACCAAAUCAUCAAACAAAAAUGAAGGAUAAGACAAAGGGUGCUGAAGCUCCUAUGAGGUCAAGAAGCAAGAAGGAAAUGAAAGUCGACAAAGCGGAAGGUGAGAAAGGGAAGAAGCAAGAAUCAUCUAUGGCAAAUAGACAUAGGAAUCCGGUUCAGCAGGAAAUGGAUGUGGACAAAGCGGAAUCUGAGAAAGGGAAGAAGCAAGAAUCAUCUACCGCAAAUAAACAUAAGAAUCCGGUUCAGCAGGAAACGAAUGUGGACAAAGCUGAAUCUGAGAAAGGGAAGAAGCAAGAAUCAUUCACGGAAAAUAAACAAAAGAAUCUGCUUCAGCAGGAAACGAAUGUGGACAAAGUAGAACCUGAGAAAGGGAAGAAGCAAGAAUCAUCUACGACAAAUAAACAUUCACCUCAAAACCAACAAUUAGAUCAUUCGACACAUGACAGCAAGCCUACAAGUGCAGCAGAGACAGUUUCACACAAGCGCCACACUAGAAGUAAUUCCAAGAAGUCAUCUACAAGGGGUGAGGAGCGGCGAAGCCAAGCUGCAAAUGAAACACAUGGCAAGGAGAAAAGCUAUGGUUCAAGUCAAGGUGUCUCAAGCUCCUCCUCAGAUAAAGGCAAAGGACCAGAAGCUAUCCAGUCUGUUAAAAAUCCAGAAAAAGGUAGAGGAUCCGACAUUAGCCAAUAACUCUAGAAUCCGGGCAAAGGGGUUUGAUAAGAUCAAAUAAAACCCAUUUUUUGAGACAGGGAAUGAUCUAAAGGUCGUGUUGUCCUACAGUUCAGAUUAAGCUCAAGAAUUAGGUUAGUCUCUUGCUAGUGGAUUGUAUACGAUCUGCUGAUGAUGGUGCUUUAGAACACGAGGAAAGUUUACUGGGAGAGAGAGGGAUGCUAUUAUUAUUGGUAGGAGACUGACUGGUGAUGCCCAUAUUAACAGCAAGAGAAGAGGCUGAUAACCCUUUUUAAUCCAAGAUGUACAUAUAUAUAUAUAUAUAUAUCAACAAGCGUGUCCUAAAUGUAAUAAGCUGAAUAAUUUGAAAUCUUGGUGACUGAUUUUUGUUGUCAGAGAAACCAAGUAAUGUCAGCAAGCAGCAACUACAUAAUUUUGUACGGGCAAAUGCAAUUUCUAAUUUAAGA
This is a messenger RNA of Gossypium raimondii (Peruvian cotton), 3858 nucleotides long. Its product is annotated as rho GTPase-activating protein REN1. The record is from RefSeq and is a predicted model, not a curated record. Lineage: Eukaryota; Viridiplantae; Streptophyta; Magnoliopsida; Malvales; Malvaceae. Gene Ontology annotation, biological process: signal transduction. The transcript has 26 exons. Bases 434 to 3412 code for a protein of 992 amino acids.